AUGGAUUUUGUGGAUGGAACAUUGCAUCGUCGGCAUAGUGGGGCAAAUAUACAAAGAUUUGCUAUCACUUGGUCGCAACAUUUGAAUGAAUACCGAGUCAAUUCAUGGAUCACUAGCGCUAUAGAACCUAAUGUCCGCAUUCCUAAUCAUAUUUCUUUUCCAAAACUCAAGUGCCUUGUACUCGAUGGUGUCGACUUUAGUGAUGAUGAUGAAUACUGGAAUGAGAAUUUCUUUUCCAACUGCCCGGUCCUCGAAGAUUUCAAGAUACAACGUUGCACUUGGUUCAAUAUUCCAAAUUUCUGUAUUUCAGCCCCUGCACUGAAAAACUUUAAGAUGGAUCUUUGGGAGGACUCAGGGUUACGGGGUUGUGCUCUCAAGGUUGAUGCACCAAAUCUGGAGUUUUUUUAUUACGAUGCUAGCAUUGCCAAGGAGUAUGUUCUGACAACCUUUCCGCCGUUAGUUAGAGCAGCGGUCCAAUUUUGCUUUAACCCAUAUGAUGCAACAAGAGAGCAAAGGAUUGGUCAUGGUGCAGCUGUAAGUCAGUUUCUUCGAGCCCUUGCGAAUGUAAAACGCCUAAGUGUUUCUGAUGAAACCCUACAGUCGGUGCCUAGUGAUGACGAAGAAGAAGAAUAUGACAUUGCAGGCAGCGGCAUUGAUGUUGAUGCUGCCAAGGAUGAUGGCAGCGACUCAGAUGCUUCCGAUGGAGAAGACAACCAUUGCAGCGAAGAUGAUGAUUGGACAGUCGAUGUGGUGAACGAUCUUGAAUGCUUAUUUCUACACCUUAAAUCGGUUCACUUUUUCGACUUCACUGGUAACCCAAUGCAGAUGAGAUGGUUGAAACUAAUUUUGAAGAAUGCAAAAGCUUUGCAAACAAUGUCUAUUUCCACAUAUUCCGAGAGCCUCACCAAUUUGCGUGUUUAAAUUCCCUCUUCGGCUGGUUGGAAAAAGACACCACAAAAAACUAAGCAAGAGAGGGGAAAUAGAGGCGAUUCCUAGGGCAUCAAAUCUCUUGCGUUUCUCCAUGGCUGGAAGCCAUUUUCCUCCUCCUCCUCCGAUUUCGAACACUAAUCAGAGUGAAUCAGCAUCUAAAUCUGCAAUUGGUAAUGAUUUAAACCUUGGGUUAGAGGAUUUUCCGCUGUUACCAGUUCCUUCUUCAUCCUUUGGAGUUAAUGGAGCUUCAAAACCAAACCCUAACUCUUGCUGGAAUGGGAAUGGUCACAACAUCUAAAGUACUUCCGCUCCAUCAAUGAAGCUUCCUAGUUAUGAAGAACCGACCUCGGUUGAUGGUCAACCAACGGCAAUUUUUUCAUCAGGUGAACUCAAAUCUCAAAUUGAAUAUUAUGAAUCUCUGGUAGUUGGUUAUUUUGUAGGGAAUAGGCUAGCUUUUCCUUUUGUGAAAGAUAGUUUAUCUUCCCAGUGGAAGACAAAAGGGGAUUUUACCAUGACCAUUCAUGGAGAAAAUGCUUUCCUUUUCAAGUUUAUUCAAGAAGAAGAUAGAGCUCGAAUUUUGGAAUUAGGUUCAGUACAAAUUGCAAAAAAGUUAUUUCUUAUUAGACCUUGGUCACCCUUCAUAGAAUCUCAUAUUGAUUCCAUUAAAACUGUGCCUCUGUGUAUGAAUCUCAGGGGGUACCAAUUCAUCUCUGGAAUGAUGUUGGUUUAGCUAGGAUUGGUAGUUUAGUGGGUAAACCGAUCAUGACAGACUCACAAACUACAUUGAAGACUAGAAUGUCGUUUGCUAGAGUCUGUGUCGAAAUUGCAGCUGAUUGUUCUUUCCCUACUGAGCUUCCAGUCAAAAUUGAUGAUAUAAAGCUUACGGUAAAAGUAAAAUACCCUUGGAAGCCAAUUGCUUGCUCUCAUUGCAAGAUCUUUGGUCAUUCAAGUGUAAAAUGCAUCUACAACCCAACCCCAAAGAAUAAUGAUGUUUCGAUUCCAAAGAAGUCUUCUUUAGUUGCAGGUGACAACAUUGACCCUAAGGAAAUAAUGCAGAACACAACAUCUGAUGUGGAAGCUUAUUUUGUGAAUCAGUCUUUAAAAGAGGCUAAUAGAUGUGGGAGUAGUAGUGAUGAGACAGGGAUUUCUCAACCAGAAAAGUGGAUGGCAUGUGGUGGGGGUGUUGUUUCGAAUGCAUCGUCUACUGUGGUUGAUCCUUGUGCAGAGAUGUGUACGAAUGGGGAGAGGUUAAUUGAUCAAGAAAAGAUCCUUGGCGAGUGGGUCUCUCAUAAAAGAAAGAAAGACGUCGGAAAAAAAGAAGAAAAAAAACCACUUACAGGUUCCUACUAUUGAAAAUGGUCAUCUGGUUUUGGAAGGUACUAGCAUCCCAACUGCUGAUCCCGAUAUCCACCCCCCAAUUAGUUUUGGAAGAUUCAAUGGUAAGCAUCACAAAGGCGUCAUCGUAAGAGAUAUCCACCUCCCAAUUAGUUUUGAUAAUGGCUAACUACCCUCAUUCAAUUAGUGUUAAUGAUUAUAAUUAGUUUUAAUAAUAAUGAUUAAUUAGUAAUGUUAA
This is a messenger RNA of Papaver somniferum (opium poppy), 2503 nucleotides long. RefSeq names its product F-box/LRR-repeat protein At3g58900-like. The record is from RefSeq and is a predicted model, not a curated record. Bases 1 to 921 code for a protein of 306 amino acids. Lineage: Eukaryota; Viridiplantae; Streptophyta; Magnoliopsida; Ranunculales; Papaveraceae. The transcript is spliced from 4 exons.